Messenger RNA from Chrysemys picta bellii (western painted turtle), 5880 nucleotides. The record is from RefSeq and is a predicted model, not a curated record. Lineage: Eukaryota; Metazoa; Chordata; Testudines; Emydidae.
AUUCCACUGACUACAGGCAUUAUUUUUGUUCUGGACCUUGGAGUCCAGUUCUUAGCCCCGGUCCUGACACCUCUUUGCUGGAUUUAAUUUUGCUGGAUUUUUCUUUCUAUCAUUCAUCCACUUCAGGACUUUUAUAUUUGUCAUUGUUCAUUUGGCAACUGUUUGAUUUAGUCCUGGGGAUUACUUGGUUGACUCCAGAUCAGAACAGGAUUUCUGAACCCUAUGAAUGACAUACGGUGCACACCUUAGCAUUUCCAGGCAGAAAAGUGCAGUGGACAGUGAGUUAGGAGGCACCAUGAUGGCUUUACCUUUCUACCAGAAACAUCACCAACACUAUGACCGUGCGUACCGCCACAAAGAGCUGCAAUCCACUCUGAGCCAGUACCAAAAGGAGGAAAAGCGUAAAUCGGCUGUCUACAGUCAUGGGUCUACAGCCUACACUCGUGGAUCUGCUGCCUACCGCCAUGGGUCUGCAGCAGCCUACAGUCAUGAAUCUGCAGCAGCCUACAGUCAUGGAUCAGCAGCCUAUGGUCACGAGUCUGCAGCCUACAGUCAUGGAUCUGCAGCCUAUGAUCAUGAAUCUGCAGCUCACAGUAGGAGGUCUGCUGCCUACAGUCUUGGAUCAGAAUCUCUCAGUAAGAUGUCUUCAGCCUAUGAUCAUGAAUCUGCAGCUCAGAGUAGGAGGUCUGCUGCCUACAGUCUUGGAUCAGAAUCCCUCAGUAAGAGGUCUGCUGCCUACAGUCUUGGAUCUGAAGCCUACAGUCACGGACUAAAAGAUUCCAAUAUAAUGAUAGAAGAUCGAUCCUAUAAGUUGAGUCCCAAAGCAAAGAGGGCAAAGCAGAGUUUAUUCUCUGAGGAGAAAGAAAAUAAAGCCAUUGACUAUGUAGUACCAGUGUUCACAGGACGUCAAAUGUAUGUCAGCGGAAUUACAGAUACAGAAGAGGAAAGAAUUAAGGAGAGUGCUGCAUACAUUGCCAGAAGGAACCUCUUUGCUACAGGCGAAGGAAUUAGUGCAACUAGAGUGGCCACUUCAUCCUCUACAGAAGAGCAGCAUGAAAAGAAGUCAAGGAAAGUAGCGAUACGAGAGUCAGCUGAACGUCUGGCCCUGAAGAAAACGUUAGAAGAGACUGAGGAAUUUCACAGAAAGCUGAAUGAAGAUAAACUUUUACAUGCUCCUGAGUUUGUUAUCAAGCCUCGUUCCCAUACUGUCUGGGAGAAACAGAAUGUCAAAUUACAUUGUACUGUGACUGGCUGGCCAGAACCCCGUCUUACAUGGUACAAAAACAAUGUGCCCAUCAAUGUGCAUACUCACCCUGGCAAGUAUUUCAUUGAAAGUCGAUAUGGGAUGCACUCACUGGAGAUUAACAAAUGUGAUUUUGAAGACACCGCUCAGUAUCGAGCUUCUGCUAUGAAUGUUAAAGGAGAACUUUCAGCUUAUGCUUCCCUUGUGGUAAAGAGAUAUAAGGGAGAGUUUGAUGCAAGUUAUUUUCAUGCUGGAACUGUUACCAUGCCUCUCAGCUUUGGUGUUACCCCCCAUGGCUAUGCUUCCAAGUUUGAAAUCCACUUUGUUGACAAGUUUGAGGUAACCUUUGGGAGAGAAGGAGAGACAAUGAGUCUGGGUUGUACAGUUAUCAUUCAUCCCGACAUUAAGCGCUUCCACCCAGAGAUCCAGUGGUACAGGAAUGGUGUUCUUAUUACACCAUCCAAGUGGGUCCAGAUGCAUUGGAGUGGGGAGCGGGCUACGUUAACCCUUGCUCAUGCUAACAAGGAGGAUGAAGGUCUUUACACUCUUCGUGUGGUCAUGGGGGACUACUAUGAACAGUACAGUGGUUAUGUCUUUGUUCGAGAUGCAGAUGCUGAAAUGCCAGGAGCCCCGGCUUCACCACUGGAUGUGGAGUGCUUGGAUGCUAACAAGGAUUAUGUCAUCAUCUCCUGGAAACAACCUGCUGUUGAUGGAGGAAGCCCCGUCCUUGGAUACUUUAUUGAUAAAUGUGAGGUUGGCACCACUCACUGGUCCCAAUGCAAUGAGACUCCGGUGAAGUUUGCUCGUUUCCCUGUCACGGGUUUGAUAGAAGGUCGCUCCUAUAUAUUCCGAGUCCGGGCGGUGAAUAAAGCUGGAAUAAGCAUACCAUCACGGGUUUCUGAGCCUGUGGCGGCUCUGGAUCCUGCUGACAGAGCUAGGCUUAGAAGUCACCCUUCUGCUCCCUGGACAGGACAGAUUAUUGUCACUGAGGAAGAACCUGCAGAGGGUGUUGUUCCCGGCCCGCCAUCAGAUCUCCAUGUUAUUGAAGCCACCAAGAACUAUGUUGUGCUCAGCUGGAAACCCCCUGGAGAACGGGGUCAUGAGGGUGUCAUGUACUUUGUGGAAAAGUGUACUGCAGGCACAGAGAACUGGCAGAGAGUGAACACUGAGAUCCCUGUAAAGUCUCCUCGCUUUGCUGUUUUUGACUUGGCUGAAGGGAAAUCUUACCGUUUCCGUGUUCGCUGUUGUAAUUCAGCUGGCAUUGGUGAGCCCUCAGAAGCAACUGAAGCUACUGUGGUGGGUGACAAACUUGAUAUUCCCAAAGUCCCAGGCCGUAUUAUACCAACCAGGAAUACAGAUACCUCAGUGGUUGUCACUUGGACAGAAUCUAAAGAUGCCAAGGAGUUGGUUGGGUACUACGUAGAAGCAAGCAUAGCUGGAUCUGGCCAUUGGGAACCAAGCAAUAACAAUCCAGUGAAAGGCACAAGAUUCAUUUGCCAUGGACUCCUCACUGGUGAGAACUACAUUUUCCGAGUCAGAGCUGUUAAUGCAGCUGGACUCAGUGAAUAUUCACAGGAAUCAGAGGCUAUUGAAGUCAAAGCAGCCAUUGGGGGAGGAUUGCUUCAUGGUGUGUGUCCUGAACUGAGUGGUAAAGCUGGUGGACUAACAGACUACACUACCUCCUGGGAAGGCAUGCAUGAGUCCUCCCAGCCUAUUUUUGACACAGAUGCUUUGCUAAAAUGCAAUGCUAAAUUUAACAGACACGUGCUACCCAGUAGCUCUGAUAAGCUGGGGAGUACAGGAGUCAGUGAAGUAAGAGAAACGGUUAAGAAUGUUCCUACACCUUCACCACAGAAGGGAGCUGCUAAGCAGGCAAGUAAGACUCAACCUGGGGACCCUUUGGCAUUGGAGAAAAUGAAAGAGAAGAAAGAUAUAGCUGCCCCAUCUCCACCUUAUGACAUCACUGUACUUGAAAGUGUUCGUGACUCAAUGGUGCUAGGAUGGAAACAGCCCAAAAUCAUUGGCGGAGCUGAAAUCACUGGCUACUAUGUGAACUAUCGUGAAGUGAUUGAUGGAGUUCCUGGAAAAUGGAACGAGGCCAACAUUAAACCAGUUAGUGAGAGGGCCUACAGGAUUCACAAUUUGAAGGAAAACAUGGUGUACCAAUUCCAAGUGGCUGCUGCUAACCUAGCUGGGGUCGGCACACCCUCCCCACCUACUCGAUCCUUCAAAUGUGAAGAAUGGACCAUUGCUGUUCCAGGACCACCCCAUGAUCUCUUAUGCACUGAAGUUAGAAAAGACUCUUUGGUUUUACUGUGGAAACCACCAGUUUACAUUGGCCGUAAUCCUGUAACUGGUUACUAUGUUGAUGUAAAGGAAACAGAAGCAACAGACGAACAUUGGAGGAGUGUCAAUGAGAAGCCAAUUGCAAAUAAAUUCUUAAAGGUCAGUGGCCUAAAGGAAGGUGUCAGCUAUCUAUUCCGAGUGCGAGCAACAAAUCAGGCUGGUGUCGGGAAACCUUCUGAUACCACUGACCCUGUCGUAGCAGAAACACGACCAGGAACUAAAGAAAUGGAAGUAGAUGUGGAUGAUAAUGGAGUCAUUUCCCUGAACUUUGAAUGUGACCAGAUGUCUCCAGAUUCUAAGUUUGUCUGGUCCAAGAAUUAUGAACCAAUUGAGGAUGAAUCUCGAUUAGCCUUUGACGCCAAAGGCGGAAAGUCAAAAGCUGCUUUUAAAGAUCUUGGGGAAGAUGAUUUGGGCAUUUACUCUUGUGCUGUCACAGACACUGAUGGAGUUUCAUCAAGCUACACAGUAGAUGAGGAAGAGAUGAAACGCCUGCUCGCUCUCAGCCAUGAGCACAAAUUCCCAAGUAAGUGAAAUGAGCAUGCUCAUAGAAGAGAUAUUGGCAUGAGUCCCUGCCAGCAACAGCUAGGGGAGCUGCUCCGCUGGCUCACAAGAAAAGCAUGCAAUGUGUGAAGCGGAGGUUAUGGUUUCUACUAGUCAGUCUUUCAAUUCUUCCCAGUACAUUAAUGUAUUAAUUGAUGCCUUUGCUGUUUAUUUAGAUGCUGCUCUCUAGCUGUACAGUAUAAUCUAUAUAUUGGAUGUGUAGUAAGCAUUCCAAUGGAUUUGUUUUUUUUCUGGAGCGCUGAAUUUUACACUUACUCAGGACCCUAUGAGUUGCCAAGCCAGUGUGAGAGUUUAUAAUUUUCUGCCCCUUUAACUUUAGCUGGCAAUAUUACUGCAAUGUAAGUUAAGACCAAAUUCAAGGUUAACAAAACAAAACAUCACAGCAAGUCCAGCUAGAAUGCACCAUCUGCACAGGAGUUUUCCUUCUGAACUUCCCCACCUUCUUCUUUUUCUGUUACUGUAGACAACCUGACCAUUCUUCCUGUUACACAGGUCUGUACCUUGAGGACUAUAUUUAAUGAUUCCCUCGCCUACUAGCUACAGGUUUUAUUUAUCACUAUGCUACUCCAGUUUUAAGCUGGUGCAAUACCACUGUUUUAAACAGAGUCACAAUGGCGUAUAACCGAAGUAACACAAUGGUGAAUCCAGUCCCGUAUAUCCAGGUCUAAAUCUUGCCAUAUCUUCCUCCACUACAUGUCUAAGUUCUGACUAUUCCUCUCAAUCCCAGUAGCUAAAGUUCUUGUCCAUCACCUCCUAUCUUUAUCUCAGCUACUCAAACCUCCACCCCUCCAGUCCAUCCAAACCGUGACUGCUAAAAUGGUCUUCCUUGCCUAUUAGUCUGACCACAACACCUCUCAUUCUGAAUCCCUUCACUUUCUCCCUUUUCUACACCACUUCAAGGCCCUACACAACUCUACUCCGGUCUACAUAUCCGUCAUGGUCUCUUAUUGUGUCAUGCACUAACUGGCCUUUUCUGAUCCAGUGAUGCCAACCUCGAUGUCCCACUUGUUUGCUUCUUCCCCAAAAACCUCCAUGACUUUUUCUAUGCCAUUCCCUACAUGUGGAAUGACCUCCCAAACUCUACAAUCUGCUACCUUCUCAUCAUUCAAAUCUCUUUUUAAGACUUACUUCUUCUAUGAUGUCACCAAAAGCAAGUCAACAAUAUUAUUAAUUUAUAAUAAAAUCAGCAACAAAAAUAAACUCUUAAUUGUACCUUCAUACCCAAAGUUAGUAACCACAAAGUCGUAUUCCAUCACCCUUUGCCCUUCUUCACCCCAUCCCUUCUCUGUCGAUUGUUCCCCCUGACUGUGUCAUGUUCUAUAUAAGAGUGUGAGUUCUUCAGGGCAGAGAUCACGUCUUUCCCUUUGUAUUAUCAGGGACCCACCAUAUAUCUAGACACUGUAAAGUAUUAAGUAACAAUAAGAUGAGUUGUAUCCGCAAAUGCCUAAGAGAAGAGAAAAUAGUAAUGAGACCCCCUCGGGUAUAUGAGGAGCUUCAGUCUCACCUCCGGAUAAACUAUUUUUACAAGCACUAACAAAAUUAGUAAUGUAUGUGAAAAUUAAUCACUAGAACUUGCAUGUUCAACUUAAACACUUGCAUGUUAAUUUAUUUAAACUGCUCAGUGCUUACUUUAACACAUUUAACUUGUGUUCAGAAACAACUACAGCUGGCAAGCUUAUUGGUAAGUGGGCUGCUUGAGUACUCCACACAAAAGGUAUGUCUGCACAGCA